AUGGGGCCCAGCAACUCCAACGCGCGCAGCGGCGCUGCGGCGCUGUUCGCUGGCCCCAUCCCGCUGCUCGUGUCCAUCGCCACGCUGCUUGCCGGCCUCGUCGCGUGGGCGGUGACCAUCCUGCAGGCGCGCGCCUCCACGACUGAAAUUUUCAACGAUAUGGGGGUCAGCAUAGACUCAAUCACCCAGCUGGAACAAGCCGCGGGCGUUGGCGUCGGCAUCAUCACACCGCUGCUGGCAGUCCUGAUUGCCCUCAACGCGUACCUCCGGCUGGACAGCCUCGUCGACUGCGCGCCAGCAGGCCCCGCCGCUGAGCGGCGCCGCGCGGCGCUGCCCUGGCUCGCCGCCGCCAACAACGCGGCAAUCCUCGUCAGCGCCCUCGCGCUCGCCGCGGCGGCCGGCUGGCUGGUGGAUAUGCGCCUCUUCAGCCAGGCGGCCGCGGGCGGCGGCGGGCGCCCGUACCUCGAACCCGCAGACCCCGUGGCGCCCGCGGCCGCCGUCACAGCAAACGCGGCCGCGUCGGCGCGUGGCGGCGGCAGCGACGCCGCCGCUUCGAUGGGUUUCAGCAUUCCCUGUCCGCCCGGCUGCAUCGAUUUCGGAGCGUGGGCCUCUCUGAUGGGUUUGCCCUGGCACUGCUUGUGUCUGCCCGGCUUCCUAAUGAAAAAGGUGGCGGAGCAGGCCGAACGGGCGGUGGGGCAGCUGUGGGUCGCGGCCGCCGGCGGCACGCUCAUGGUGCUGGGCGCCAGCUGGCUCUGCAUGCUGUCGGUCGCGGCGCUCGCCGCGGCCCCUGCUGCGGCCGCUGCCACGAACGCCGGCGGUGGCGGCGGCGGGGCGGGCGCGAGCGCGGGGGCGGGGCUGGCGGCGGCGAGGGAGCCGCUGCUGCAGGGCGGCGGGCGCGGGGGCGCGUCCAGGAUGCAGAGGUGGCGUGCCAUGUUUUGCGAGGGCCCCGCGGCCGCCGCAGCGCCCGCGGCGCCCGACGCCCCCCCGCAGCCGAGCAGCAGCAGCGCCGGCGGCAGCAGCAGCAGCAGUGACAGCAGCAGCGCUGGCAGCAGCAGCAGCGCGUCGCGGGUUGUGCAGGAGCCAUUGAUCUCCCCCAAAAAGGAGGCCCAGCUGAGCCAGGAGCAGUACAGGGAGAUAUACGACCGCCUGAUUGGGAUCUUCCAGCAGCGGCCGCGGGACGAUUGGAAGAAGCUCAUCGUGCUGAGCCGCCAGUGGCCGCAGCACAAGGCCGGCGUGUUUAACCGGCUGCGGGAGGUAGCGGACAAGGAGGCUGACGUGGACAAGAAGAUGAUCCUGCGGCGGCUGUUCAGGACGCUGCAGGGGGUCGAUGACGAGGUGUCGCGGUACAACUCGGUGCUUGCCCGGUUCCUGGCGGCGGAGGAGGCGGAGUGGGAGGCGGUGGUGGCGACAUACAGGGGCGACCUGCAGCGGCCGUUCUUCGAGCACAUGCAAGUUCUCAUCGCGGCCGCAAAGGACGACGAAGCCCGCAAGGAGCAGCUUGUGGCUGUCAACGCGCGUCUGCUGGCGCUUGUGACGGCCUUUGACAGCGUUGAGGCUGAGCCUGAGAAGCUGGAGGCGGCGGCGGAGGUCUACAGGGACCUGCUGUCAUCGAUCAGCAGCAUAGAGGAGGCUGACAAGAAGAUGGAGGAGCUGGCCUCCAGCGGCAAGAUUGACCCCGCGUUUCUGCAGAGCGCAGGGCGUGGCGACGCGGCGCACGCGACGAUCACCGCCAAGGCCUACGGCGCCGCCCGCGACACAAACAUGACACUGGACGAGGCCAAGUGA
Molecule: messenger RNA, 1785 nt
Organism: Monoraphidium neglectum
Lineage: Eukaryota; Viridiplantae; Chlorophyta; Chlorophyceae; Sphaeropleales; Selenastraceae
Exons: 13
Coding region: 1-1785 (594 amino acids)
Source: RefSeq, a predicted model, not a curated record